UAGUUUAUCAAGGAUUGUUGAGGAAUCUUUGCGCUUCGACGCAGAAGAAUUGUCUAUAUAUUGCUCCAAAGCUCGUCGUAUUCGCAGUAUGGUAAAUGAUUUCAACGAGUCCACCUGUAAACAUCUGACGAAGAAAUGGUAAUAAUAAAUAUCAACUUGAAACACGAUAACGGGAAAAGCAAAUUCAGUAAAUUGGAAAUUUGUGAAAGAAUGAAACCAAACUAUACGCGUUCUCAAGUACGCCCUAAGUUAUUGUUUUGGAUUUUAUACAUGAUCAAAUUUUUCUCCGGAAUCAAAUCUCAUCCUCUCCUGCUGCGAGAUGCGUUUGAUGCAAAAAUAGCUUUGAAUAAAAUACACUUCGACAUCGACGAUGCAUUCGGGCGAUUUAUUUCUGAAGAACUGGAUUGUCUACCUGGUCGCAACUGUAAAAUUGACCCAUCAUCUUUAGAACUCAGAAAUCUCCCAUCGUGCACAGAUGUUGUUGGAUCACCGCGAACGGGAGAUGAAUGGUAUCGUAUUAUUCAGUCAAAUUAUCAAAGCAUGCAUACGUACCAAUAUUAUCUGUCGGAACACUUUCAUGCAAGCGCCAGUAAAGCCAUUUCGGAGGAUAUUAAGAAGGAUCUGAGAAUUGAGACAAAACUAUAUGCUGUAUUUGCCAGACUCAUUCGAUCAGACGUAAAUCAACGCACUUGCAAUCAACUUGUGGAAUCGAUCAUCUCGGAACCUAUACGAUCUCUACCAAGCCAAGUCCUAGAGACAGCCAGGAGUUAUCAAUUUCUCCGUCAAUAUUCAGAAUUUCUCAUGUGUUUUAAACAUACUUAUGAACAGUUCACCGCAUUCCGUCCAAGAAUUUUAUGCGACUGAAGCAAAUGACAUUUUUACUUUGCUAUUUACUUGCAAGCUAAACUUUUAUCGAUAAAAGCAAAUGUUGAAAAUUCAACCUAUCACACUUUCUUAUGCACAUAUUUCUUCGCAAUACGUAUAGACAG
Messenger RNA from Styela clava, 989 nucleotides. RefSeq lists its product as uncharacterized. The record is from RefSeq and is a predicted model, not a curated record. Lineage: Eukaryota; Metazoa; Chordata; Ascidiacea; Stolidobranchia; Styelidae.